AUGUCCGUUGUUUCACUUCUGGGGGUGAAAAACCUCAACAACCCUGCCGCUUUCACCGCCUCUUAUCAAUUUGAAAUUACCUUUGAGUGCCUUGAGCAGCUUCAGAAGGAUCUGGAAUGGAAACUUACCUACGUCGGCUCCGCCACCUCAUCCGAGUAUGACCAAGAACUUGACUCCCUACUGGUUGGCCCCAUCCCAGUCGGUGUGAACAAGUUCAUCUUCGAGGCCGAUGCGCCUGAUGUCAAGCGCAUCCCCACUUCGGAGAUGCUGGGUGUCACUGUCAUCCUCCUCACAUGCAGCUACGAUGGCAGAGAAUUCGUGCGCGUUGGUUACUAUGUGAACAACGAGUAUGACAGCGAGGAGCUUGCCGCUGAGCCCCCUGCGAAGCCCGUGAUUGAGCGCAUUCGUCGCAAUGUCCUCGCUGAGAAGCCCCGUGUGACCCGCUUUGCUAUCAAAUGGGACUCCGAGGACUCUGCCCCGGCUGAGUACCCACCUGACCAGCCCGAGGCUGAUGGCCUUGAUGAUGACAGCGGUGCCUACGGUGCAGAGGAGCGUGAGCUUGAGGCCGCACUGCUCAAGGAACUCGAGGAUUCCAACAAGCCUCCCCCCGGAGAGGACCACGAGAUGGAAGGUGCCGACGCCCCUGCUGGCAAGGAGGAAGAGGAAGAAGAGGUCUCCGAUGCUGAGAGUGAAGAUCUCGAGGCGGAGAGUGAUGACGACGAGGAUGAUCUCGACGAGGAAGAAGGCGGUGAUGGUGACGAUGAUGUUGAAAUGGGUGAUGACACGGAGCAAAAGGAUGACUCGGCCAAGCCCUCCCACCAAACCCAGCCUGAGGUCAUGGUGCACUAG
Molecule: messenger RNA, 849 nt
Organism: Penicillium olsonii
Lineage: Eukaryota; Fungi; Ascomycota; Eurotiomycetes; Eurotiales; Aspergillaceae
Source: the annotation of a GenBank genome assembly